CCCUCUCGCUCUUUCUCUCUCUCUCUCUCUCUCUCUCCCUUUAUUCCACCCCUCCCUUGCUUUCAACUGCACAUCAGUUUCGGAAAGAAUUAGCAGCCGUGGACAAAACAGUUGAAAACAAGUGCGCGAGGAGGUUCCAGUGUGGAAGGCAGAGAGCAUAUCUAGGACUUUCUCCUCCUUUAUAUCACCCCAAUGUUCCCCUGACAUCCAAAAAGCCCCAUAUGGUAGUUUUGAGUCAGUUCAGUUCAACCAUAGCAAACCUGAGACAGAGAUGACCACAUCUCCUGCUUAUUUACCCAGUGAAGGUCUUUGAAUUGGCUUGAUAGUUGUUCCUUGUAAAUUGAAAGACCUAUUUGGCCCUGUCAGCUCCUUCUGGUUCGUCUUCCUCCCUCCAUACCGAGCCAGGAUGAGUGAGUCACAGGAAGCGUCCUCUCCUGUGGCCGGCAUUGGCGGCCCCGCUGCCUGUGUGACCAAAGUGGAGCUGCGUGUGUCCUGCAAGUCCCUGCUGGACCGAGACACACUCAACAAGUCAGACCCUUGCGUCAUGCUCAUGGUCCAAGCCCAAGGCCAGUGGACCGAGCUGGAUCGCACAGAAGUCAUCAAGAGUAACCUGAACCCAGUCUUUGCCAAAGUCUUACUGCUGGACUACUAUUUCGAGGAGGUGCAGAAGCUGCGCUUUGAGGUAUACGACAUUCAUGGAACCCACAGCAUUGGAACUCGUGAUGACGACUUCCUGGGUGGUGUGGAGUGCACACUUGGCCAGAUAGUGGCUCAGAAAAAGAUGGUGAAGCCUCUGUUACUGAAAUACGGAAAAUAUGCUGGAAAAUCCACCAUUACGAUUCACGCUGAGGAGAUUUCUGGCAACAACGGAUACGUUGAACUCUCCUUUUGUGCCAAGAAGUUGGAUGAUAAGGAUCUCUUUAGCAAGUCCGACCCCUUCUUGGAGAUUUAUCGGGUCAAUGAUGACGGGACAGAACAGCUUGUACAUCGGACUGAAGUGAUCAAGAACAACCUGAACCCUGUUUGGGAGCCCUUUAAAGUCUCCUUGAUCUCUCUAUGCAGCUGCGACGAGGACAGAAAGUUAAGGUGCCUAGUGUGGGAUUAUGACUCCAGGGGGAAGCACGACUUCAUCGGCGAAUUCUAUGCCACGUUCAAAGAAAUGCAGAAAGUUUCUGGAGGGAACAAGGUCACUUGGGAAUGUGUCAACCCAAAGUACAAACUAAAGAAAAAGAACUACAAAAACUCUGGCCUGGUCAUUCUCACUGAUCUCAAGCUUCACAGACUCUACUCUUUCCUGGACUACAUCAUGGGGGGAUGCCAAAUACAUUUCACAGUUGCCAUUGACUUCACAGCAUCAAAUGGAGACCCCCGCAAUAGCUGCUCACUGCACUACAUCAACCCAUACCAGCCAAACGAAUAUCUGAAGGCUUUGAUAGCUGUGGGCGAGAUCUGCCAGGAUUAUGACAGUGACAAAAGAUUCUCAGCUUUGGGCUUCGGUGCAAGAAUUCCACCCAAUUAUGAGGUGUCGCAUGACUUUGCCAUCAAUUUUAAUCCAGAUGAUGAUGAAUGUGAAGAAAUUCAGGGGGUGGUAGAAGCUUACCAGAACUGCCUGCCCAAGAUUCAGCUCUAUGGCCCCACUAAUGUGGCCCCCAUUAUCAACAGAAUAGCCAAGCAGGCAGCUGGGAAGGAGCCCAUCAAAGACGCCUCGCGAUAUCACAUCCUGCUGAUUCUCACGGACGGGGUAGUGACUGACAUGGCGGACACACGAGAGGCCAUCGUGAGGGCGUCUUACCAGCCUCUGUCCAUCAUCAUUGUGGGGGUGGGCAAUGCCGACUUUACCGACAUGCAAAUCCUGGAUGGAGAUGAUGGGGUCCUGCGUUCCCCCAAAGGAGAACCUGUCCUGAGGGACAUUGUGCAGUUUGUACCCUUCAGAGACUUCAAAACGGCUUCUCCUGCUGCCCUGGCAAAGUGCGUUCUUGCAGAGGUGCCCAAACAGGUAGUGGAGUACUUCAGUCACAAGGUCAUUCCGCCCAUGUGUCCUGUGUUGGAUUCUACUCCAAACUCCAUCGCCAACACCCCAGAUUAACAAUUCCAUCCUGAGCCCUGACCUCCAUUGGGACCCUGCGCACCCCCCACUACUGGACCAAUGAAAGCAUGGUCAGGGGAGGGCCACCACGGAGGAAAACCACCACCAACACCACAAAAAAACACUAUAUUGUUGUGCCGAUUGCCAUUUUCCCCUGUUCGUAAAUAAGGUGUUUAUACAGACUGAAAGGACAGGUUUGAAGGCUGAAUUUUUGUCCUGGGUCUGGCGUUGUGCCUGCUUGAGCCUUUUCCCCUCCGCCUGCUGUACAGAGCCAUUGCAUGAGGACAUUUAGGCCAGUAAUCUGCACAUGCCUCGCACCAGAGUCCUAGACCUCUGACUGCCGCUGGCUCUCUACAACUGCUCCGCAAAGGCCAUCUCUGCAUUUUUUUUUAAAAUCCUAUGCCUUUCAGGACUCUUUCAGGCUUCGCCCCGCCCGCCCUGCUGUGCUCAUCUUCUUCUCUGGCCCUUUUUUUUAUUUACCUCUGAGCUCCAGGCUUUUUGCUGGCCUUUCAUCAUCCUGCUUUUGGCAGCUACUUAAAGGAUUUUGUGUGAAGAGAAUGGAUGGUCAUUACCCAAACUUACCUGAGAACACAUGAAGCAAAAUCGUCUUAAGAGAAUCCGUAAUGUGUAGAUGUGUCUCACAGAUAAUAGCAUGCUCAUUAGUUCUGAAAACAUCCAAUCUGCCUGCACUGGACUGGCAUAUUUUGUAAAUCUGAAACAAGCAGAUUCCUUUCUACACUUCACAUUGUGUUUGUGUUCAGGUUGAAGUUCUAGACGUCUCACAGGAGCAUCCCUGACGCUUUACCAAACCAAACAGUCUGUGUGGAAACCUUUCUCUACAAAUAAACCCUUCUCUCGCAUUUAGCCUCGAACAGCAUAGACUUCAGAUCCUUAUGAAAAUAUAUAAUCAAGCCCAGUGUAUUGUUAUUCUGUCUGAAGUCUGAACUGUGUAACUUAGUUGAUUGUUUCAGUUGCUGGCUAAUGUACUCUAUGCAUCAUAAUAAGUGACCUCAAAGAGGUGGCGGGUGUGGGGGGCACUGCCAAAUCCUAUCAUUCCUUACAGAGAUAUGCAGGCACACAGGCAACUAUUUCAAACACAUGAAGAAAACUGGCAGGUGGUGUUAAUUAUAAUAUGUUUGUUUUUCAAGGAAUUUUACAUGGUGGUGAAAUUUUCUGUAUACCACCACAAUUCCAAUAACACUGGGAAUUCAAGCUCAACCUAAAUUGGAAUAGAUGUCUAAAAUUUAGUUAAACUUUAGAACAUUUUCACUUUAAAUGUCUACUAUUACACUAUUACAUAUACACAUACUUAUGUGCUAUUAAGGGAAUAUUCCAGUAUUUUGCUUUAGCACCAGCCUAUUAACUUCUUCUCUAAAUGUGUUGUAUGUUAAUGUCUUUUACUGAGUGUAGGGAAAUUUUGAAAUGAAUGUCCCUGUAUACUAAAGGGACGGAAAAUAGAGAUUAUUUUGAAAAAUUGCUGGUUUAUUCUUCUCUUGGCAUACAUUCAGUUAGAAAUGACUCAGAUACAGCCUGAUUGUAAAAGAACUCUAUAGCAGGAACGCCAGAAUGCCUCGUCAGCCAUUAGGUACAAUAGCUAGCUGCUUAGCAGAAAGAUGUGAUCUGAUAAAGACAGGUGAUUCAAAAAGAUUAAUCUGAUUUCAAAAUUAUUUAUUUCACUGGUAAAUUAUUACAGAAUGUCAGGUGUCGCUGCACUCACGGCUCUUUCAGUGCGAUUUCGGAGAUCACCCAGUGCUGUGGAACCAGCCACAAACGCUCUGAGCUGCUGGAGCUUCACUGCACAUGAAAAUCACACUGCACAUUUAUGACGGAUUCACUCUUAUUGAAGCGGAGAAUGCAGAACCCUUUCUGCUCAGAGGUCUCCUCUCCUCUCAGAUGGAAGGGAGCCAUCUUCCACUGACAGUCAGGCACUCUAUGACUCCCUCUUUCAUUUGGAUUGUGAUUGGUUCCUAGACGCCUCACAGUUGUGAAAAUAUGACUCUUUGAAUUUAGACUAAUCUUUUUGAAUCACCCUGUACAUCUGGAAUCUGCCACAAACAUGGUUUCAAAAUUUCUCUAGGCUUAUGAACAACUGGAGUACAAUAGAUAACACAAGCAAAAUAAGCUAGCUAGCAAAACUCUGUUGUUAGCUAACAGAACUGAUUUUCUUUUGCAAAAGGUUGUUUAUUUUUACUGCAUGUAAUAUGUUUUCCGCUCACAUGACACACAUCUACAUGUUCUUUUGAAGUUUAUUGAUGGAACUUUUCAGUCAUGCUAAGAUUUUAGACUUUAGCCCAGAUUUCUUAUGGUUGUCCCCAGAUGUUCUUUUUAUGAAAUCACCACUGGCUCUGCAAGACUAGCUGCUUCGAUUUCCAACCUGAUGGAACUGUGAUGCAAGCAGUUUUGUUUGAAAAAUGGCAGUGACACAUAUCAGCUAAUGCAGCUAAGAAUGAGAUUUAGCUGGAUAUAUGAAAGGAACCGCACUGUCUUUUCAAAGGCUUGAAAUAAAGUUUCAUUUGUGUUUAAGGCGAUAUUACGGUACAGUAGAACAAUGCAAAGGAAAUGCAUGGCUCAAUUUAAAGAAAAUCAUAUAUACAAACCCAGGAUUUGAAUGCAUUCAGUAACAGAAAAGCUAAUCAAGUCCUUGUUCAUAGGAACCAGCCGAGCAGUGUGUCUGACAAUCACAUGAUUGAGGUUUACCAGUAAAUGAGCCCAGAGCAGCCCUGGUAUUGGUAAUCAUGUUGGAGACACAUCUCAUGGUGUGACAGCAUGUUAGGAGUAAAAAUAUGUAUGAAUCCUGCUUGGUAGAAUUUGCUGUGAAGAAAAUUAAUCAGAGUAAUUUUUGGAUUUUAUUAGACAAUUACCCACCUUGCCUAAGCUUUAUUGUAGAGCAUAAUCAUACAGUAUUCAUGCUACAUGAUGAUUAUCAUCCAAGCCUGGUGUUCCAGAUGGCACCACCGUCAUAUCUUUAGAAAACAGACUUUGCUUCUAAACAUGCAGCAUAAAGCGGUAAAAUGCUUUAUGGAUGGGCCUCAGCCUUGCCUGGAGCUGCCUUAAACUUGCUCUUCGAAUGAUGCAAUGCCAUGUAUUUCAUCCGUACAGCACCAACAGCGGCAUGUCACUCGAAGCCAUCCUGCUCCACAUAUGACCGCAAAUGAGCAUAAACUCUAGUUUACCCCUCGGUCCCCCACAGCGCUCCACGCUGCUUUGAAGAGCAGCGUGUUCAUGUCCAUCUGGCAGGAGAGAUAGAUUUAUAACAGCACAUAUGCGAUCAGAUGAAUGUAGAUGGCAGAAAGGCUUUGAUCUCUACAUGAAGGCUUAGUUCUUAUUAAGACAAUGGGUCUGGAAAUAUUGCUGUUGCUGGCUGGAUUUCUUCCUUCAAAUAAAGUGCAAUGAGGGUUCUGCUGUGCUGGACGUUCCAACUGCAUCUUUGAAUUCAAUUGCAGUGAAUUGCAGAGUAAAGGGGAGUUAUGGAAUAACAGAACAGCAGGGUUAUUCAAAAGGAUUCAUUUGAUUUCAAAAUGAUUUAUUUCACAUGUAAAUCAUUACAGAACAAUGCAGUAAACUGUAAAUGAAUUAAAUGAGACGUUUAUUAUGUGAUUUUAUAAGUUCUCAAUAUGAACCUCCUCCAGCUAUACGGACAAUAUCAGCACCAUAGUCAAACUCAUCCCAUACUCGAUUGUGCAUGUUGGGUGUCGCUGCACUCACAGCUCUUUCAGUGCGAUUUCAGAGAUCAUCCAGUGGAACCAACGAUGAAUGCUCUGAGCUGUUGGAGCUUCACU
Molecule: messenger RNA, 5865 nt
Organism: Pygocentrus nattereri (red-bellied piranha)
Lineage: Eukaryota; Metazoa; Chordata; Actinopteri; Characiformes; Serrasalmidae
Gene: cpne7
Product: copine VII
Exons: 16
Coding region: 407-2086 (559 amino acids)
Biological process (GO): cellular response to calcium ion
Cellular component (GO): plasma membrane
Molecular function (GO): calcium-dependent phospholipid binding
Source: RefSeq, a predicted model, not a curated record